Messenger RNA from Acomys russatus (golden spiny mouse), 3135 nucleotides. It is a transcript of the gene Nlrp5, whose product is annotated as NLR family pyrin domain containing 5. NCBI's taxonomy places the organism in Eukaryota, Metazoa, Chordata, Mammalia, Rodentia, Muridae. The transcript is spliced from 13 exons. Gene Ontology annotation, biological process: regulation of inflammatory response. The record is from RefSeq and is a predicted model, not a curated record. Gene Ontology annotation, cellular component: subcortical maternal complex; cell cortex; cytosol. The coding region runs from base 1 to 3135 and encodes 1044 amino acids. Gene Ontology annotation, molecular function: protein binding.
AUGUAUAAAACGGAAGGAGGAAGGAAGUAUGCACAGCAUCCCACAGGUAUUUCUCGCUCUGUGUUACCAAAGAGUCUACUUUUCUACCAAAGACUGAGCUCUAUGAUGAAGGGAAGCAAAGAAUGCGAUGAAAAAUGUGACUUGGGGGAAAAGACUAAAGAAAGCUCAAUGAGUAAUCUGGAAGAAGAUGCUGAACCAGCCCCAAGUGAGCAAGAACCAGAAGAGGAACAGACUUCAUACCGUGGAGAUGACCUACGAAACUACAAGGCCCAUGUGAUAUCUAAAUUCGACACCAGUGCGGACGUACGCUCUGAUGACCCAGAGAUGAAAGUGUUGUUGGACGCUUUCAAACAGACAGUCUUCCGUCCUCACACUGUUAUCCUUCACGGAAGAUCAGGAGUUGGGAAGUCAGCCUUGGCCAGAAGUAUCAUGCUGGGCUGGGCACAAGGUAAACUCCUCCAAGACAUGUCCUGUGUCAUCUUCCUCUCUACUAGAGAAAUAAAGUGGACAGAGACGAGCAGUUUGGCACAGUUAAUUUCCAAGGAGUGGCCAGACUCCAAGGCCCCAGUGACAAAGAUCAUGUCCCAACCAGAAAGGCUCUUGUUUGUCAUAGACGAUUUUGACCAUCUGAACUCUGUCCCCCUACGUGAUGACAUGAGACUCUCUGAAGACUGGGAGGAUGAGCAGCCCAUCUGCGUCCUGAUGUUCAGCCUCCUCAUGAAGGCCCUCCUACCCAAGUCCUUCCUCCUCAUCACCACCGGAGACACGGGCUUAGAAAAUCUCAAGUCAAUGGCAGUGUCCCCCCUCUACAUACUGGUUGAAGGACUGUCUGCAACAAGGAGGACUCAGCUGGUCGUUGAGAACACCCUUGAUGACCAUCGAAGAAUGCAAAUCCUACACUCUGUGAUAGAUAACAACCCGCUAUUUGACCAAUGCCAGGUGCCCUCCAUAUGCUCACUGGUCUGUGACGCUUUGCAGCUACAGGAGGCGCUAGGAAACAGAUGUGCCCCAGCCUGCCAGACUCUGACCAGUCUGUAUGCUACCUUGGUGUUCCACCAGCUCUCCCCAAGAGAUCCUCUCCAGAGCUGUCUCAGUCAGGGAGAGCGACUUACCCUAAUGGGUUUGUGCAGAAUGGCAGCCGGGGGAGUGUGGAGCAUGAGGUCCGUGUUCUACGAGGACGACCUGAAGGCCCACGGCCUAAAGGCAUCUGAGAUCUCGGCUCUCUUUCACAUGAACAUCCUUCCCCACCAAGUUGGCCACAGCAGUGAGCAGUGUUACAUGUUCUUCCACCUCAGCCUUCAGGACUUCUGCGCCGCCUUGUAUUAUGUCUUAGAAGGGUUGGAGGAAUGGAAUGAGUACUUUUUCAUCAUCAGAAACCGAGGGACCAUCAUGCAGCUGAAGGAAGCUGAUGACACUCGUCUCCUUGGGAUGAAGCGUUUCUUAUUUGGCCUCAUGAACAAGGGCACCAUGAGGACCUUAGAGGUUCUGCUCGGAUGUCCUCUGUCCUCUGGUGUAAGGCAGAAGCUCCAACACUGGGUCUCUCUGCUAGGACAUCAGGUCGACACCACCAGCCCAGCAGAUGUCCUGGAUGCCUUCCACUAUCUCUUCGAGUCUCAGGAUGAGGAAUUUGUUCACUUGGCUCUGAACAGCUUCGAGGAAGUGUGGCUUCUUGUUAACCGUAAGAUAGACUUGAUGGUAUCUUCCUACUGUCUCCAGCAUUGUCAGAACUUGAAGGCAAUUCAGGUGGAUGUCAAAGACCUCUUCUCAGUGGAUACGACUUCCGAGCUGUGCCCUGUUGUUCCCCAGAAGACACAAUGUAAGCCCCUCAUCAUUGAGUGGUGGGAGAAUUUCUGCUCUAUGCUCAGCACCCACCCAAACUUGGAGAAGCUGGACUUGGGCAACAGCGUCCUGAAUGAAUGGGCCAUGAAGAUACUGUGCCUCAAGCUGAGGGAUCCGUCCUGUAAUAUAGAGAGCCUGACGUUUAAGAAUGCAGAGAUAACACCUGGCCUGCACUAUCUCUGGAUGGCCCUUAUUAGAAAUCGGCAUUUAAGACACCUUAAUCUAGGGAACACCCCCAUGAAGGAAGAUGACAUGAAGUUAGCUUGUGAAGCACUGAGACAUCCAAACUGCUUCCUGGAGUCCCUGAAAUUGGAUUCCUGUGCAUUAACCCAUCCUUGUUAUGUGAUGCUCUCUGAGCUUCUUAAUUCAACCAGCCACCUAAAAUCUCUCAGCCUGGCAAAAAAUAACGUGGUAGAAAAGAGCAUGAAGUCCCUCGGUGUCGCCUUGAGUAGCUCGGAGUGUACGCUGGAGAAGCUGAUACUGGACAGCUGUGACCUCACACCUGUCAGCUGCUCCAUUCUGGCCUCAGCCCUUUCCAGCAACAAGACCUUGACCCACCUGUGCCUGUCGAACAACAGCCUGAUGACUGAAGAAGUGAGGCAGCUGUGUCAGUUCAUGAGCAAUCCAGAAUGUGCCCUGCAGCGGCUCAUACUAAAUCACUGCAACAUCAGAGGACACUCCUAUGGCUUCCUGGUGUUGAUGCUUAUGAAUAACAGGAGGCUGACACACCUGAGCCUGACCAUGAACCCCAUAGAGGAUGGUGGAAUGAAGCUCCUGUGUGAGGCUAUAAAGCAGGAGACUUGUGGCCUCCAAGAACUGGAACUGGUGGACUGCCAACUCACAAACUACUGCUGCGAGGAUCUGGCCCACGUGAUCACCGUGAACAAGCACUUGAAGAGCUUGGAUCUCGGUAACAACGCCCUGGGUGACAAAGGAGUCGUAGCCCUGUGCGAAGGGCUGAAUCAAAGUAACAGCACCCUGAAGAGACUUGGGUUGGAGGCAUGCGAGUUGACUUCCGACUGCUGUGAGGCACUGGCACGGGCCAUCUCUUGCAAUCAGAACCUGAUCAGCCUAAACCUGGCAAAGAAUGACUUCAGCACAUCGGGGAUGUUGAGGUUGUGCUCUGCGUUCCUGAGCCCUACCUCUAAUCUGUGGAUAAUCGGCCUGUGGAAACAGCAGUACUAUGCCGAGGUGAGAAGGCAACUGGAAGAAGUGCAGUUUUCUAAGCCCCAUAUGGUCAUCGUUGGCGACUGGUACUCCUUUGAUGAAGAGGACCGUUACUGGUGGAAAAGUUGA